CUCAACUUUUUCCACCAUUAACGUGUAAUCUACUUGUCAAAGCACACAUACACAUAACAACGACGCAUUAUUCGCCGUCCCUUAUUAUAUACAUCAUGUGUCGAUUCACAUCUUGAAUCUUCUUCAUAUACUCAUCUCUCUCGUCUUCUCUCUUCAUCUGUAGUGAUGAAUCAAUAAACAUUGCUCAUCCUUGUCACAUCUCUCAGAUCUGAAGUUUUCUAGUGUCAGGUGUAAACUUGAGAGGGACAAUCCUGAGGGUAAGUAUGGCAAUAGGAAAGUACUCCAGAGUUGAUGGCCGGAAAUCCUCCUCAAGUUACUGUUCUACAGUGACAAUAGUUGCAUUUGUUGCUCUUUGUUUAGUGGGAGUAUGGAUGAUGACAUCGUCAUCUAUAGUCCCCGGCCAGAACACUGAGGUAUCUACUCUGGAGAAGAAAUCCGACUUGAAGGACCAAGUACUUGAUACUAAACAGAGCACUUCUAGCAGCGAGAAUAGUGAUGGAAAUGGUAAGCAAUUUGAGGACAAUAGUGGUGAUUUGCCUGACGAUGGAUCAAAAAAUGAUGACAAUAUCAGCAAAUCUCAGGAGGAAAGCAAUGAUUCUGAGGAUAAAACUAGUCAGACUGCCACAGAAGACAACCAAGAAGAGAAGACUGUAAAAGAGAGUGUAGAGGAGGAGUCUAAGUCAGAAGACACAUCCAAGACUGAAAGUGAAAGUCAAGAAGGUAAAGAGGAUGUUGAUUUGAAACUAGAAAAGAAGGAUGACUUCGAAUCUACUCCAAACAAGGAAUCUGAAGUCGGGGAAACAAAAACAGAAGAUGAGAACGAGAACAAACCAAAUCCAAAUGAGACUGAGAAUAAACCAGACAACUCUAAUGAGGUUAAAGACCAGGAUAAUGUUGGUGAGAAUAAAGAAGAGAAGGACAUAAAAACAAACGAGCAGUCUUCUGCUGAAGUAUUUCCUGCAGGCGCACAGUCAGAGCUUUUAAACGAAACCACCACCCAAAAUGGGGCAUUUUCAACUCAGGUUACGGAAUCUAAGAAUGAAAAAGAAUCGCAGAAGUCGUCUCAAUCUGAUGAACAAAGUGGAUAUAACUGGAAACUAUGCAAUGUCACUGCUGGCCCAGAUUUCAUUCCUUGCCUUGAUAACUUGCUAGCUAUUAGGAGCCUUCGAUCAACAAAGCAUUAUGAGCACAGAGAGAGGCAUUGUCCAGAGGAUCCUCCUACCUGUCUCGUUCCUCUUCCAGAAGGAUACCAGAAAUCCAUUGAGUGGCCCACUAGCAGGGAAAAGAUAUGGUAUCAUAAUGUUCCACAUACAAAGCUGGCUGAGGUUAAGGGACACCAGAACUGGGUUAAAGUUAGUGGUGAUUAUCUUACCUUUCCUGGUGGUGGAACCCAGUUUAAGCACGGUGCACUUCAUUAUAUUGAUUUCAUUCAACAGUCUGUACCUGAUAUUGCCUGGGGAAAGAAAACUCGAGUGGUGUUGGAUGUUGGGUGUGGGGUUGCUAGCUUUGGAGGCUAUCUUUUUGACAGAGAUGUGCUCACCAUGUCUUUGGCCCCGAAAGAUGAACAUGAAGCUCAAGUUCAAUUUGCACUUGAAAGAGGAAUCCCUGCUAUAUCUGCUGUAAUGGGCACCAAGAGACUACCAUUCCCUGGUAGAACAUUUGAUGUUGUCCAUUGUGCUCGUUGUAGGGUCCCCUGGCAUAUUGAAGGUGGUAAACUUCUGUUGGAGCUGAACCGCUUACUUCGGCCUGGCGGUUACUUCGUGUGGUCUGCCACUCCUGUUUACCAAAAGCUUGCAGAAGAUGUUGAAAUCUGGGAAGCCAUGAAAACGCUAACGAAAGGAAUGUGUUGGGAAGUUGUUUCAAUAACAAAGGACAGAGUAAACGGAGUAGGUAUAGCAAUAUAUCAGAAGCCAAUGACAAACGAAUGUUAUGUACAAAGACCACAAGGUGAACCUCCACUUUGCCAAGAAUCCGAUGAUCCAAACGCAGCCUGGAAUGUUCCACUGCAAGCUUGUAUACACAAAGUGCCUGUGGAAGCAACAGAAAGAGGGUCUCAAUGGCCAGAGCAAUGGCCAGAAAGGUUAACAAAGUCACCUUAUUGGUUAUUGGGCUCUCAAAUUGGAGUUUACGGAAAACCUGCACCUGAGGAUUUCAUGACAGACUAUGCACAUUGGAAGCGUGUUGUGAACAAGUCGUAUCUGGGCGGUAUGGGAAUUGAUUGGUCCUCUGUAAGAAAUGUCAUGGACAUGAAAUCUAUUUACGGAGGGUUUGCUGCUGCUCUAAAGGACAUGAAGAUAUGGGUACUGAAUGUGGUCCCAAUAGACUCACCCGAUACACUUCCGAUUAUCUUCGAGCGAGGAUUAUUUGGAAUUUAUCAUGAUUGGUGCGAGUCACUUAGCGCCUAUCCUAGAUCCUACGAUCUUCUUCAUGCUGAUCAUUUAUUCUCCAAAAUCAAGAAAAAAUGCAACUUCAUGGGGUUGGUAGCGGAAACAGAUCGUAUUCUUAGACCAGAAGGAAAACUGAUUAUUCGAGACCAUGUAGAUAUAAUAAGCGAGCUGGAGAGUUUGUUUAGGGCAAUGCAAUGGGAGAUCCGAUUAACUUACUCCAACGACAAUGAAGGGCUUUUAUGUGUCCAGAAGACCAUGUGGCGCCCCAUCGAGACUGAGACAAUCUCUUAUGCCAUUGCUUGAGAGAAGCUCAUCGAGGUUCUUCUACUGACAAUCAAUGCCCCUCCGAAUGGCACGUCAAAUAGGUACAAAAAUUCAAUUGUGUUAUGAAACCGAAAAAAAAAAGACUACCACAUUGUAUUCUUUCCAUGAGCAAAGGCUAGCAUAUGUAUCAUUAUAAUCUUCUUCCAUAGAUUUAAUUUUUUUGUUUUGUUUUUGGUUAACUUUAAUGUUCUCAUUUUCCAAGUGCUGUUUAGAUUGUAAUAUUGAAGAAUAUUAUUGCUAAUGGAGGAAAAAAUAAUAUCAUUCUUCA
Messenger RNA from Impatiens glandulifera, 2979 nucleotides. Its product is annotated as probable methyltransferase PMT26. Gene Ontology annotation, molecular function: methyltransferase activity. Gene Ontology annotation, cellular component: cytoplasm; trans-Golgi network; endosome. Lineage: Eukaryota; Viridiplantae; Streptophyta; Magnoliopsida; Ericales; Balsaminaceae. The record is from RefSeq and is a predicted model, not a curated record. The transcript has 9 exons. The coding region runs from base 264 to 2690 and encodes 808 amino acids.